Molecule: messenger RNA, 1878 nt
Organism: Cydia splendana
Lineage: Eukaryota; Metazoa; Arthropoda; Insecta; Lepidoptera; Tortricidae
Product: hemicentin-2-like
Exons: 13
Coding region: 1-1878 (625 amino acids)
Source: RefSeq, a predicted model, not a curated record
AUGUUGUCCACAGAAGUGGUGGUCCUCAGAGCCGUGAGAGGUCAUGACGCGCGGCUCCCCUGCGGCCAAGGCAAGGUGUUUCUAGACGGGCCUGACGCUUACGUGCUGUGGCUCAAGAACGAGAGGGAAUUCCUCUACCGCUUCCCUAAUGAGGAGACUCAACGAAGAUCACUUUCACUAGACCAAGUGUUCGGCACCACGUGCAUCGCGGGCGCCUGCCACGACGACACCUCUCUCCUUCUAAAGCGCGUGAGCGACAGAGACAGCGGCGUUUAUCGCUGCCGCGUGCACUAUCAGGCUUCGCCGUCGGUGGACUAUGUCAUCGAUAUAAGACUGGUUGAUUCUCCGGGUACCCCGCAGAUCUACAAUGACGCUGGUGAACCACUUCAGAGAGGUCACAUCCAGCACAUCAGCCUCGGAACCAACUUCACUCUCACCUGCGAAGUUGCUGAUGAACAGCCUGACACUCUCCUCUUCUGGCGUCGCAACGGCAUCGUGAUCGAGCGUGCGGAGGCGUCGCGCCCGCGCACGCUACGCGCUACAGUUAGCGUGACCAACGCGACGCGCGCCGAGCUAGACGCGCACUACGAGUGCCUCGCGCAGAACGCCGACGUCACUGAACCGCUGAGCGCGAGCGUGCUGGUCACUAUGUAUUUGCCUCCUCUAAGCGUGGAGAUACGCUUAAACAACAAUGUAGAUUUUGAAGCCGGCCAACCCCGGGUGGUGGACUGUGUGGUGGUCGGCUGCGUGCCUCCCCCCUCCAUCACCUGGCACCUGGGGGACACGCUGCUGAGACCGAGCGUGCAUAAGGAACUCCACGACGGCAAUUACACAGUAUCCUCAUUGACACUAGCGCCAUCUCUCCGCGACGGCGGGCGCGAGCUCGCGUGCCGCGCCCACAACUCCCAUCUCCCCGGGCUGGUGUUCCAGGACGAGGUCACCCUGAACGUGGGCUAUCGUCCAGUGUGCCUGUCAAGUGGCGAGGAGACCAUCGGUGCCGUGCCUGGGGAGGCCGAGACAGUAACUUGCGUGGUGGAGGCGGCGCCGGAGCCCCUGCAGUUCAGCUGGACCUUCGCGGACUCGCGCACCCUGUACACCAGCGUUAAGAAAUUGUCAGGCCACCAUCACCGAUACAGCUCAACGCUCACCUGGCUGCCGCGAGCCGGCGACUACGGCGCGCUGCUCUGCCGAGCGACGAACUCGUUCGGCGAGCAGAAGCGCGCGUGCGCGUACGUGGUGGCGCGGGGCGGCGCGCCGCGGGCGCCGCGGUGCCUGGUCAGGGAGGUGGGGACUCUGAGGAUUCAGUGCAAGAAAGAUUGGGACGGCGGCCGGCCCCAAACCGUCCACCUUGUGGUCCGCGAUGCCACCGGCACGGUGGUCACCAACGCUUCCGACGCCGCGGGCCACUUCCAGCUAGCGUUGGCCGGGCGCAACCUGAGUGCGGUGGUGUACGCGAGCAACAGUAGGGGCCGGAGCGAGGAGGUGGAGUUACAGAUGCAGAAUACGCCGACGAGCGCUUUUGCAGUGAUAGAGCCUACACCGGUCCGCGGUUGGGCACGUUGGCUCGAGGUGUCAGCUAUAGUUGUCGUUGCCACGGUCGCUAUAGCGGCGACAACGCUCUGCGUGCGCGCGGUGCGAGCGAGGAGACACACGGACAACCCUGAUCUGGUGCCGAGGGCGGAUGGAACGUUCCAUCGCGAGCCAGACUUCGUGAGCGGCGAGCGGGUCCUCGGCACGACCAACAUCACCGUCAACCAGCUGGCUUCGUGUCAGAAUCAGUACUCGUCAUCGCCAGUGCCCUCCUGCCGAGUGUUGGUGGGGUGUCCCCACCCCCCACCAGACACGUGUCCUGCCCCGCAACAUUCAUACUACGUAUAA